AUGGCUAAUGACACGUCGAUUUCACCUUCGUAUAUGGAUCCACCGUCGUUGGCGUCGUCGAUGCGAAAUCGUUUGACACAACAGCGAAGAGUGGACGCCUACACUCAGACGGAAGAGAUGCAAAACGUAGACAAUUCAACAUUGAAAAGGACGUCGAACUCGUUGAUUGGAGGCGGAUAUACUCCUUCCAUCGAUUCAUUCCCCGUCUCGUUGGAUUCCACCUUCUCAAAUCUCCUCGACGAUGAUCUCACGGAUCCGGCUUUCUCUCCCUCCAAUGACAUCAACCUCAUCGACCUCGGGCAUUGCGAUGACUUUUUUGGACCGGACUCAAUCAUGACCGACGAGUCGCACACCUCUUCCUGGAGACUUUCUAGGUAG
Molecule: messenger RNA, 378 nt
Organism: Necator americanus (New World hookworm)
Lineage: Eukaryota; Metazoa; Nematoda; Chromadorea; Rhabditida; Ancylostomatidae
Exons: 3
Coding region: 1-378 (125 amino acids)
Source: RefSeq, a predicted model, not a curated record